Nelumbo nucifera (sacred lotus) is the source of this 1303-nucleotide messenger RNA. Its product is annotated as fructose-bisphosphate aldolase, cytoplasmic isozyme 1-like. The record is from RefSeq and is a predicted model, not a curated record. Gene Ontology annotation, biological process: glycolytic process. Gene Ontology annotation, molecular function: fructose-bisphosphate aldolase activity. Lineage: Eukaryota; Viridiplantae; Streptophyta; Magnoliopsida; Proteales; Nelumbonaceae.
AGUGUUGGUAUUCGCACUUUGGUUCUUACUCUUUAGUCUUUUCCCUUAUCUCUGUCGUCCUAAAAACUUGAAGCUGAAACAAUGUCGGCCUUCGUAGGAAAGUAUGCAGAGGAGCUGAUAAAGAAUGCCAAGUACAUUGCCACCCCUGGGAAGGGCAUUCUGGCUGCAGACGAGAGCACCGGCACAAUCGGCAAGCGUCUGGCCAGCAUCAACGUGGAGAACAUCGAGACCAACCGCCGAGAACUUCGGGAGCUCCUCUUCACCUCGCCCAAUGCCCUUGCAUACCUCUCCGGCGUCAUACUGUUCGAGGAGACCCUCUACCAGAAGACUUCCGAUGGGAAGCCAUUCGUGGAGGUCCUUGAGGAGAAUAAUGUCAUCCCAGGGAUCAAGGUCGACAAGGGUACCGUCGAUAUCGCCGGCACAAAGGGAGAGACCACAACCCAAGGCUUCGACUCUCUUGGGGCACGUUGCCAGCAAUAUUACAAGGCCGGAGCGCGCUUUGCCAAGUGGCGCGCUGUACUUAAGAUAGGCCCCAAUGAGCCGUCGGAGCUUGCAAUCCAACAGAAUGCACAGGGAUUGGCUCGCUACGCAAUCAUUUGUCAGGAGAAUGGACUGGUGCCCAUAGUCGAGCCGGAGGUCUUGACCGACGGCAAUCAUGACAUUAACAAAUGUGCUGCCGUCACCGAAACUGUACUAGCCGCCGUGUACAAGGCAUUGAAUGAUCACCAUGUGCUUUUGGAAGGGACACUUCUGAAGCCCAACAUGGUCACUCCUGGCUCUGAUAGCCCAAAGGUUGCUGCGGAGGUGAUUGCAGAGUACACAGUUACUGCAUUGCGGCGCACAGUCCCACCGGCGGUGCCAGGAAUUGUGUUUCUGUCAGGAGGGCAGAGCGAGGAGGAGGCGACAUUGAAUCUGAAUGCCAUGAACAAGUUGGAUGUGGUGAAGCCAUGGACACUGUCAUUCUCAUUCGGGCGAGCUCUGCAACAAAGCACCCUUAAGACAUGGGGCGGGAAGAAGGAGAAUGUGAAGGCUGCCCAAGAGGCAUUCUUGGCCAGGUGCAAGGCGAACUCGGUUGCCACCCUCGGCAAAUACACCGGUGGGAGCGGUGGUGCGUUGGCUUCAGAGAGCCUGUAUGUUAAGGGGUACAAGUACUAAUUAAUUCAUGCAUGCAGAUGCCGGGCACAGUACUGAAAUUAAUACUUGAUGUCAAUUUUUAUCUUCUUCUUCUUCUUUUUUCCUUCCUUGUAAUUGUAACCAAAUAUUUCCACUGAUAUGUCUAAUAAUAUGUUGUUUCUGUUAAGUA